AUGAUGAACGAAUCUUUGACUAACUAUUCGUUUCAUAUAACACAGCCUCUAGAAGCUGAUGUCAGACAAGAAUUUACUGCUAAUCAAAGCCAUCAAAAAAACUCUUAUUUUGGAUAUAAAUCUCAUGAAAUUACCCUUCGACCUGAAGCACCAGAAUUUAUUCCUUCUUGGCUGAAAAAAGCUAUACAUUCAUCAAACUCUAAUUUAGCUGAAGGUGAUUGCCAAUGUGGGCAAACUUUCACACCAAAUUUUCAGGAUAAUAACAUAUUAAAAAAUUCCCAGUUAAAAGAAGGCUCAAUUAACGAGAGUGAGCUAAUUCAAAAAAGCAGUUUAUUUGAUUUAAAUAAGGUAGUAGACACACCAGCUUUUGAACCUAUAAAAGAUGUUAAUAUUGUAGAGCAAUAUCAAGAUUUCAAUAACAAGAAUAACAUUGAUUUUUACACAGAUAAAUCAGAUUAUCAUCAAAACCGCAGUGAAUGUGUGAAUGGAACAGAGGCACCUAUUGUUGAACCCAAACUGCGUAACGUUAAAUACCAAGAUUAUUGGCAAAAUCCUAGGAGAUUUGAUAAUAGAAAUACAAUUAAUUCUAGAAUUCCGAGGGCCAACACUAGUCAAAAUGAUAAUGAAUAUAAAACAAGAAAAACAAUUGAUGGAAAUAUUGGUUAUGAAUCUUCAGAAAUUGUGCAUUCUAAUCAAUCACCAGAAAUUGAAAGUCCAAAUUCAACAUCCAGGCAUUCUAGGAACGAUCAUAGUCAAGAAUAUGAAAAGGAGGUUGUUGGUAGAAGACCAAAAUUUAAAGAUGUAAAAUGUAACAAACCUUCCAGCAGAGAACAAAUAGUAUCUGGAACUACAGGAUCCAAUUACUAUGAAAAUAAACAAAAUAGACAAGUGAGCGAAUUCAUUCCAUCGGAAAUAAACAACCCUUAUCGUGUGGAACAUAAUAGAUGCACAAGUGUAAAAUAUAUUCAUUCUUUACAAGAAUACCCACUUGGUGAUGUUAAUACUUGUGGUGUGUCUGUUGAAAGUAAAACAUUAAAUCAAGCAUCUAUUGAAAAUAAUGAAAAAGAAGUAAUUGAAGACAGAACAGACAAAAUAAUAAAGAACGAUGACAGUCACGAAAACAUUCAUAAGUCACUUAGAGAAAAUUCAAAACAUAUGCGACAUAACAAAAACGAAGUAUAUCCUUCUAAAAGUUAUACUCGUAACGUACGAGACAAAAAAGAUAAAAAUUUUAAUAUUGUGAUUGAUGAAUGUGAGGUAGAUAGAAAUGCAGAAAAAAUAUCUCAAGGGAAAUUCAACUACGAGUUAGUAGAACAAAGGUUUAAGAAUCAACAUCACGGUCAUACACAAAAUCGUACAGCCAUAAGAGGAUAUAACAAAGAAACAGUAAAUGAAACAGAAAGUACAAGAAUUGAUAAAGGAAUAGAAUCUAGACAUUCUUUCAGAGAAAAACGAGACUACGAAAAGAACUCUACUGGGGUUUUUUUAUUUACUGGUAGACGAAGUAAUGACAAGCCCAGAGACAUAAAAAAAGAAAGAGGUUAUCAAAAAACAGAAAAAUCUAACGAAUUUUCGAGUGUUGCACAUAUGUUUGAUAAAAAUUAUGCCGAGGAAGACGUUGAAUACAAACAUGCCGAGGAAGACGAUGAAUACAAACAACUUUUCAUAAGUGAAUAUAACAACGAAACCGUCAAUGCAGAUACUUCUACAAAUCACAGUGAAUUUGGGGAAAGUACAAGAAUUGAUAAAAGAAGAACUAGACACUCUUUCAGAGAAAAACGAGACUACGAAAAGAGUUCUACUGACGUUUUAUUUACUGGUAGGCGAAGUAAUGACAAGCUGACUGGUAGACGAAGUAAUGAAAAACCGAGAGAUCUAAAACAAGAAAGAGGUUAUCAAAAAUCGGAGAUAUCUAAUGAAGUGACGAGUAUUGCACAUAUGUUUGAUAAAAAAUAUGCAGAGGAAGAUAAUGAAUACAAACAAUUUUUGGACGAAUUGCAUAGUAAAACAACUCCGGACUUUUCCAAAAUUCAGGAAGAAAAUAGAGAUUUGUUUGACAUGCCAGAGGAUUGGUCUUUAGCUCAUUGUGUAGCCGAGGAUCUAAGAAUGGGAAGUGGCAUAGCGGUUAUGUUUAGAAAUUCUUUUGGCAUGGUUGAUGUUCUCCUCAAUCAACGUCAGAUGCCCGGCGGAUUGGCUUUUUUAAAAAUUAACAAAAGAUAUAUAUUUUAUUUAAUAACAAAGAAGAAAUCGAGUGAUAAACCGACGUACAAAGAUUUUUGGUGCUCAAUGAAGAAUCUGAGGGACACUAUUAAAAGGUUUGAAGUCGUUAAAUUAGCUGUGCCUACACUUGGUUGUGGUUUGGAUCGAUUAGAUUGGUCUACAGUUAAACAUAUGAUAUCAUUUUUAUUUAAAGAUAUACCAAUUAAUAUAGUCGUGUGUAAAUUUCGUCAAAGUGAAGAGGAACCGUUGAAUUAUCGUUCUGUAAAAGUUAGGUAUAUCAAAGACAGUAUUUGUAAUACCACAGAAUCUGUUUUACUGUAUUUUACAACAGAAAGCUCACAUAUUUCGGAAGAGAUGAUUGAAUUGGACAAGAAAUUAAAUUUCUUACAACAUCUUCGAAGUGCUCCCAAAAGAUUUGGGGGUUGUGUAAUGUGUACAGCCCAAAACAUUAUAUUAUGUGGUUGUGUAGUUCGACAAAAGGUUAAUGACAGAUUUAAUUUUAUAAGUUUUAAAAGAUCUCUCGAACUAGUAAAAGAACAGGUUAAAGAUAAUAUUGCUAUUGAAUAUAUCACAGACGAAAAUGAUAAUUUAUUAUGUGCCAAAGUGGUAACUAUUUUGUUAAACACUUUUAAAGAUAUCGCUGUUAAUAUUUAUAAAGGAAAUUGUGAUGGUUCUUUUGGAGAACUCUAA
Molecule: messenger RNA, 2910 nt
Organism: Diabrotica balteata
Lineage: Eukaryota; Metazoa; Arthropoda; Insecta; Coleoptera; Chrysomelidae
Source: the annotation of a GenBank genome assembly